AUGGAUUCAAAUAUUGUGGACAAAGAUUCUUUAGAUGGCGAAAGACAAGAAGACAAUCCAACAUUGCGUGAUGGGGAGGGACAACCUCGAUUACAACAGUUCGAUCCCUCACGCCAAAAACUACUCGCCAUUCUAGAGUUAUCGCGGUCAUUUCACGCUGUUUUCCAAGGCGACACUAGCAUCGCAAGAUAUUUCAAAGUACCGCUUAUGAGCGACACUGUGGCAGAGAGGGUUGCCUGGCUAUUCAACGAACCGCAUCCGCAGGUCAUUGAAUCUGAGAACGAUGACUGUGGUGAUAAUAUUACUUGGAUAGACAUCAUUCGCGACCAUACGUGCGAGCCCAAGCUCCAGAGCGAUGGCAGCUAUUAUUGUCGCCUUGAGAAGCGCGGGGUGUUGGUCAAAAUAUCCGAGUACGACCGCAACUUGAUUUUCUCUGACGAUCUCCGAAACCUUGUUCACAUAAAAUCCCACGGAAGUGAUGUGCAGGCGGAAAAAGAUACGAUGACAGCAGUGGUUGAUAUGAAUAACAGCAUACUUGGCACUCUGGAUGCCAAGCUAGAUGCGCUUGAGAAGACAGACAAAGCUUCUUGUUCCGCUCAAGCUGGAUCAAAUUACGCGUGCAACUCUAAUGUAACCGACUUGCAAGAUCACUUGACACACAAAGCUUCCGCUAGGGGACAAGGAGCAAUGGUGCGAAAGAGAGGCAGAAAAAGUGGGCGUUUGCCUCGCAAUCCUACCUGGACCGAUGGGGAAUUGGACAAGUUACCCUCAUGGUUCGAGCCACGGCGCCAUCGGUCCCAAGACGAGAUUGAGCGUGAUUUCCUGCGCGACUUUCAUUGUUACCGAAGCUUCUCUGCCAUCCAGACCAAGUACUACGAUCAGAAAAAAAAGAACAAGAAAGGUGUCGGACACCGCAACAAAAGAAAGACUAUUCGCCUGCUUGUCCUGAAGAAUCUCCUUGCUCGACUUCUCCUCGAAGCCCUCAAGAGCUACACACAUUGGGCAGAGAGAUUGCUGAACCUGAGCAGUCACGGUCAGGGUAUCCUCACGUAG
Molecule: messenger RNA, 1053 nt
Organism: Penicillium riverlandense
Lineage: Eukaryota; Fungi; Ascomycota; Eurotiomycetes; Eurotiales; Aspergillaceae
Exons: 4
Coding region: 1-1053 (350 amino acids)
Source: RefSeq, a predicted model, not a curated record